Messenger RNA from Lathyrus sativus (Indian pea), 1080 nucleotides. NCBI's taxonomy places the organism in Eukaryota, Viridiplantae, Streptophyta, Magnoliopsida, Fabales, Fabaceae. The record is from the annotation of a GenBank genome assembly.
AUGGUUCACGGUGGUUUAAACAAGCGGCGCGUGAGGGUUAACCCCCCGAGCCGUCGAUCCACCGCCAAGAAAUUCAAACCUCCGGUGUCACUCAAAAACCAGAUUAGAUCUGCCGAGCGCAUGCUUCGAAAGAAUUUACCAUUGGAAGUUAAAGCAGCACAGGAGCAGAAGCUGGAAUCACUGAAGAAACAGCAGGAGGUUCACACCCGCCUAGCUUUGGAACGGAAGCUAUUCUUACGCGACAAGAAGAUUAAGUUCUUUGAGAGGAGAAAAAUUGAACGGAGAAUUAGACGUCUAGAGAAGCUUCAGCGGGCUUCGUCUUCUUCUUCCCCUGACCAGCUUGCAUCUCUUAAACAUGAUCUUCAAUAUGUUAUGUACUUUCCCAAGAAUGAGAAAUAUGUUCCUUUAUUUUGUGGAAGUGAUGAUCAAGAGAUAGUUGACAAGCGAAAUGGUCUGCGCAAACAGAUUGAAGAAAGGUUAUCUGCGGCUGCUGCAAGUGGCAAGGAUUUAGAAGAGACUGGCAGUGAGGAUGACGGGCUUUUAGAUCUCAGUGAUGAUGAUUUUUUCCUUGCUGGAAGUUCUAGUGAUGAAGCUGACGCAGAUGAUGAAUUGACAGACAAAAGCACCAGAGAGCAGGCUUCUAGUGCUUCUGGAAAAGCUGUGUCUGGCAUGUCCAGUGAUGAAAAAAAUCAGAGGCAGAUUUCUGCUAGAACUUUGAUGCCUCCUCCCCGCCCUUCAAACAAGAUGUCAAGAUUUGGAUCAUCUUCAGGCCAAAAUUCAUCUAAACAGAGAUCUGAGUUUUCUACAUUCAACAACACAUCAAACAACAAAAGCAGCUCAGACUUCAGAGCAAGGGAAAGGUUUGGAUCAUCUUCAGGUCAAACUUCAUCUAAACCGAGAUUUGAGAUUUCCACAUCCAGCAACACAUCAAACUACACAUCAAACAGAAAAAGCAGCUCAGACUUUAGAGUAAGGGAACCUUCAAGAUCAGGGACUGGUCAUGGAAGUAGUAUAAGCUCCAACUCUGACGCUCACAAGCCCCGGAGAAAGAGAAGACCUAAGAAGAAGAAGCAGGCAUGA